AUGUUAAUUUGGCUGUUCAUUCCACUUCUCACGUCACGCAAUCCAAACAUUCAUCUAUUCCAUAUACCACCUUUGUCUAUCAUCUCGGUCUUCAGAAAAAUUCAUCAGCAGUAUUCAAAGCUACUAUUUUUACCCUCUUCCAGCCUAUGCAUCUUCCUCAUGCUUUUCGACCCUACCUGCAUUACAUAUCUUGACGAGGUCUCCGCUCAUACCGGUAAACCCCGACCCCGAAAAGGGGGAAUAUUAUGGAAAAGAAAUAAUUGUAACGGGUAG
Blumeria graminis f. sp. triticale is the source of this 273-nucleotide messenger RNA. NCBI's taxonomy places the organism in Eukaryota, Fungi, Ascomycota, Leotiomycetes, Helotiales, Erysiphaceae. The record is from the annotation of a GenBank genome assembly.